UUCAUCUCGAAGUAGCAUUUUUCUGAUGCAAUCCACUUGAGUCAGCGUGCGGCAGCGAAAGCUAUAAAUUAUCUCAUUAAAUUUCUGUUGCAUGCUUUAUGUUCUUUUAGUACGCCAUAAAUAAGGGAUUCUUUUCACCUGAGACGGAAACUGACAGAAUGACGGAAGAAGAUUCGAUAUUUGAUCCAACCUUGAAAAAGAAAAAGAAGAAAAAGAAGACUACUUUCGAUCUGGAUGCAGCUUUCAAUGAAGGAGGUAGUAGUGGAGAAGCGACAGAGAAUGUCGCUGAAAAAGAGAAUCAGGAGCUCGAACCUCCAGUUGUUGAAGAUGAUGAAGCAUUGGACUUGGAAAGUUUUGGCAAAAAGAAAAAGAAGAAGAAAAAGGCAUUCAACUUAGAUGAAUUAGAAGCAGCUUUGCCUGAUACAAAGAAGGAAGAACCUGUAGAGCAACAAAUCGAGGAAGUUGUGGUAGAUGAUGACUUUGAUUUAGAUAUGGACUUUUCCAAAACAAAGAAAAAGAAAAAGAAGAAGAAGGAUCUUGAUGAAUUAGUAGCUGAAGAAGAACGUAAGGAAAUUGAAGACAAAGAUAAUGGCUGCACUGAAUCUGAGCGAAGUGCAGAGUAUGUGGAGGAACCCAAUUCGUGGGUCGGAUCGGACAGGGAUUACACAUAUGAUGAAUUACUCAUUAGAGUGUUUAACAUCUUACGAGAAAAAAAUCCCGACAUGGUAGCUGGUAAGAAACAAAAAUUCGUCAUGCGUCCGCCACAGGUAGUGCGCAUUGGAACGAAGAAAACGUCAUUCGCCAAUUUCACUGAAAUUUGUAAAACGUUACACAGACAACCAAAACAUCUACUGGACUUCUUGCUCGCCGAGUUGGGAACAAGCGGCUCGGUGGACGGAAAUAGUCAGUUAAUCAUUAAAGGUCGCUUCCAACAGAAGCAAAUAGAGAAUGUUCUUAGGAGAUACAUCAAGGAGUAUGUUACAUGUCAUACAUGCCGCUCACCAGACACGAUUCUUCAAAAGGACACUCGACUCUUCUUUUUACAGUGCGAAACUUGUGGAUCAAGAUGUUCGGUCGCUAGUAUAAAAUCUGGAUUCCAGGCUGUCACAGGAAAGCGUGCUGCCAUUCGUGCAAAAACUGCCUAAAAAUUUUUCUACAUUUUUCUCUUUUCUAAUUCGGUGGUGUUUCCUUCUGUUCCAUUUGUUGUAAAUUUUACAUCGCAGAGAAAAUGUUGGUUGUAUUUUAUUUAAAUACGCUCAGAAUAUAAUUGUACUCAAAGAAAAGUUUAAAGUUUCCUUACGCAUCGGAAACGUUAAGCAGUUAAAAGUCGAAGAUGCUAGUGCGAAUUGAUCAUUGUGGAAUAAGAAACAAUACAAGCAAUUGCAUCUUUACAUUGAUUUGAAUGCAAGAAUGUAGAUAGUGUAGAUAGUAUUAGCUCGAACUGUCGUAAAUUUGUUAUCAAUUCAAAUGUAAAGAAACGAUGGCUUGGCAAGUUGAUCCAUAGCUUUCUGAAUUAUCUUAAGCGUCUUUAAAUUUUCAUAUUUCCAUAAAUUCAUUCCAUAAAUUUACACGAUCGAAUUAUAUGGAUUUUUGAUUAUUCAAUAAUUCGAUCUUAAAGUAUUUAAAUGUUUCAGGGCAUUUUUUGGAUAUUUGGAUAUCCUUAAAUAUUUAACUAGAACAGUUUUAGGUUUUCUUAAUUUUGAAAUUUACAAAUUUUUGUAAAUUUCGUUUAAGACGAACUUAGAAAUACUAGAACAAGAACACAAACAUUUUCACAUUCAUAUCGCAUGAGAUUUUCCAAUUUUCAUGCCUUAUUGUAGUCUUUUAAGCAUCACAAGAUUAAACGUGCAUAUUUAAAAAAA
Molecule: messenger RNA, 1862 nt
Organism: Harpegnathos saltator (Jerdon's jumping ant)
Lineage: Eukaryota; Metazoa; Arthropoda; Insecta; Hymenoptera; Formicidae
Gene: eIF2beta
Product: eukaryotic translation initiation factor 2 subunit beta
Exons: 7
Coding region: 159-1145 (328 amino acids)
Biological process (GO): formation of translation preinitiation complex; translational initiation
Cellular component (GO): eukaryotic translation initiation factor 2 complex
Molecular function (GO): translation initiation factor activity; mRNA binding; translation initiation factor binding
Source: RefSeq, a predicted model, not a curated record